CAUCAUCGUCAGAACAGGCGUCGAGAGCGCCCGGGUUCACGCACUCGUCGUUCGAUGAAUCGCAAAGCAAACGCUCCAUUCGACUACACAGACAGCCUUCUGGAUGCCCGUGACGCAAGUGUAUACCUUCCUUCCGACAAGGCCAAACCUUCGCCCCUCCUCCGUCAGAACUUCGACCAGAGUUGGCAGAGAUGGCAGGCAAGGAAAGCAGAGGAAAAGGCACUUGCAGAAAUGGACAUGAGACAGUUGGAAAUCGAGCAGCAAAGGCUGUUCGGGGAAGACGUCGACGAUGAAGUGAGUAUCCCAGAUGAGGCGAUGUUAGGAGUUGUCUUCGGUCUUUUCGGCGACCUCGACUACAUCGAUCCUUGA
Messenger RNA from Mollisia scopiformis, 369 nucleotides. RefSeq lists its product as uncharacterized. The annotation marks the transcript as partial. Lineage: Eukaryota; Fungi; Ascomycota; Leotiomycetes; Helotiales; Mollisiaceae. The transcript has a single exon. The record is from RefSeq and is a predicted model, not a curated record.